Messenger RNA from Suricata suricatta (meerkat), 4989 nucleotides. RefSeq names its product general transcription factor IIIC subunit 2 (gene GTF3C2). Lineage: Eukaryota; Metazoa; Chordata; Mammalia; Carnivora; Herpestidae. The record is from RefSeq and is a predicted model, not a curated record. Gene Ontology annotation, biological process: transcription by RNA polymerase III. Gene Ontology annotation, molecular function: protein binding. Bases 1413 to 4148 code for a protein of 911 amino acids. The transcript has 19 exons. Gene Ontology annotation, cellular component: transcription factor TFIIIC complex.
UUUCUUUUUUCUUUUUCUUUUUUUAAACACUUCUGCUCCCCUUUUUCUUCUUUUUUGUCUAGGAACAUCAAUUAUUCAUAUGUUGGCUCCCACCUUCCUCUUUUCCAUCUAUAUCAUCUCACUAAUCACAUUUAUCUCUUUAUAGCAGUAUAGUGUCAACAUUUUGUUUCUCCUCUGGUUUUCAUUUCAUUUCAUGAUGAUCUUAUCCAUGUACUCGGUUUCUUUCUUUAUGACUGCUCACUCUCCACCUCCCCAUUGUUUUCUUCUAUCUCUUACUUUAUGGAUUCCAUGUUAUCUUUGGUUGUGUGUGUGUGUGUGUGUGUGUGUGUGUUUAAGUAUUGUAUAGACAUUUUUUGUUGCAAGUUUUCUGGAGGCUUUUUUUUAAAGGAUACUUUCCAUCUUUUUUCAUUUGUAUCAUUUUUAUUCUUUCUAUAAUAUCUAUGCAUAGAUUUCAUAUGGAUCUUUUUUGUUUAUUGUUAAUUUUGAAUGGAGUAGUUCUCUCAGGGCUUGCUAUUUACCAAAGAACAGUGUAGAUGGAUUCUCACUGCUCUCUAUUCCUUGGUGAUAUAACACUAUGUCAAUAGCACAGUGUUCCUUAGCACCUGAGUUAGAGGAUUGGUUAUUGUUACGGUUUUUAAUAUGUUUAGAUUGUAGCUUCAUUAAGAGAGACAGGUGGGAAAUUUAAUUUGUAUAUUUCCUAUGGUAUUUGUAUUAAUACAUUUUUCAGCUGAGGCCAAUGAAUUAUUUAUCCUUAAGGUAUAUACCGACCUGUAGGGGAUUCUCUCCUUGGAUUUGAGUUAUUUCUCCUUUUUUGUCAUAAACAGGCAGGUUAUUCUAACCAAAAACGGGGCCCUUGCAGAGUUCUGUGUUGCUCAGCUUUUUGGUUUGGUGGUCAGUGUUUUGUUUAUCUCUGUCAGGUUACUUUGGUCCAUGGUUACACAAUUGAUUUUCUGGGUUUGAAAAAACUGAAGAUCUGUGAUAAUUAUUUAGUCCAUUCAUUUUUUUUUAAAGAUUUCAUUCUUAUAUAAUCCCUAUACCCAACAUGGGGCUCGAACUCACGACCCCUGAAGGCAAGAGUUACAUGCUCUUACCUACUGAGCCAGCCAGGCGAACCUUUAUUCCAUUCUUCAAUGUGGGAAAGGUCUUUUAAUGUGGUAGCAUGUUCCUUAAUUGUCUCAUAGCCAUCCAUCUCCCCUAUUCAGGUGAAAGAUAGAUGGCAGGCCACCAGAUAACUCUUAUAAAAUAAAUUUGUUCCUUAACUAGUAUUCACAAAGAUGGGUGUUAGCUCUGUGCAUGCUCCUUCACUGUGGUCUAAAUUUUAUGUAUCUGGCAACUAUUCUUUAUAGUCUGUUUUAGGAAGUUGUGGCCCUUCUCUGGAUCCAUAACAGGGACAGCCAUUUUAGGGGGUGCUGAUGGAUACCUGCGGGGUCGGCUGUGUUGCCCUGGGGGAGGCCGGCCCCGUGAGGAACAUGACUGUGGUAGACUCUCCCGGACAAGAGGUGCUAAACCAGUUUGAUGUCAAGGCCUCUUCAAAAAUAACCAGUGCUGAGGCUUCCAUAGAGGUGUCCUUACCUACACCUUUGCCUGGAUUUGAGGAUUCUCUUGAUGAGAGCAGGCUCCCUCCGGAACAAGAAAGCUUCUCCAGACUCGAACAGCAAGAUCUUUCUUCAGAGAUGUCAAAGGUCCCAAAACCUAGGGCCUCAAAGCCUGGCCGGAAGAGAGGUGGUAGGACACGGAAAGGCCCCAAAAGGCCCCAACAACCUAAUCCUCCAUCAGCCCCUCUGGUUCCUGGUCUCUUAGAUCAAUCCAGCCCUCUUUCCGCCCCCAUGCCUAAGAAACGAGGUCGGAGGUCCAAGGCAGAGCUGCUACUGCUGAAGUUGUCCAAAGACCUAGAUCAGCCAGAGUCUCCACCUCCAAAGAGGCCCCCUGAGGACUUUGAGACCCCUCCUGGGGAACGACCCCGCCGAAGGGCUGCCCAAGUGGCACUUCUGUACCUUCAGGAACUGGCUGAAGAGCUCUCAACGACCCUGCCUGCUCCAGUGCCCCCUCCCGAGAGCCCUAAAGUGAGCAGCUCUCCCCAACCAAACAAAAGCCAGCCGCAGGCAGCCUGUCAAGGUGGAGAAGAAGAGAAUAACAAUACUGCACAGGAUGAAGACUUUGUUCUCCAGGUUGAGACCGAAGAUGGAAAUGAAAGCGAGGCCCCAAGUGAGGUCUCAUCUGACCCCGAGCCUGCGGUGCCUCGAAGCACCCCACGAGGAUCCACUUCAGGGAAGCAGAAGCCGCACUGCCGGGGAAUGGCUCCCAAUGGCUUACCGAACCACAUCAUGGCUCCGGUUUGGAAGUGCCUCCAUCUCACCAAGGACCUCCGAGAGCAGAAGCACUCGUACUGGGAGUUUGCAGAGUGGAUCCCACUAGCCUGGAAGUGGCACUUGUUGUCUGAACUUGAGGCGGCUCCCUACCUGCCUCAGCAGGAGAAGUCUCCACUGUUCUCUGUGCAGCGUGAAGGACUUCCUGAAGAUGGCACGCUCUACCGAAUAAACAGAUUUAGCUCGAUCACAGCACACCCAGAGCGCUGGGAUGUGUCCUUCUUCACAGGGGGACCCCUCUGGGCUCUGGAUUGGUGCCCAGUGCCAGAGGGGGCAUCAGCUUCGCAGUAUGUGGCCCUUUUCUCCAGCCCUGACAUGAAUGAGACACACGCACUGAGCCAGCUUCAUUCAGGGCCUGGGCUGCUCCAACUCUGGGGCCUCGGGACCUUGCAGCAAGAAAGCUGUCCUGGCAACAGGGCUCACUUUGUCUAUGGGAUUGCUUGUGACCAUGGCUGCAUCUGGGACCUCAAGUUCUGCCCCAGUGGAGCAUGGGAACUUCCAGGCACCCCUCGGAAGGCUCCUCUUCUGCCUCGCUUGGGCAUCUUGGCUCUUGCCUGCUCAGACGGGAAGGUGCCGGUGUUCAGUCUGCCCCAUCCGGACGCCCUGCUGGCUCAGCAGCCCCCAGAUGCAGUGAAGCCCUCCAUCUACAAGGUACAAUGUGUGGCGACCCUUCAGGUGGGGUCUAUGCAAGCUUCAGACCCCUCCGAGUGUGGUCAGUGCCUUAGCCUGGCCUGGAUGCCCACCCGGCCCCACCACCACCUGGCUGCUGGCUACUAUAAUGGCAUGGUGGUUUUGUGGAACCUUCCCACCAGCUCACCCCUGCAGCGGAUACGGCUCUCUGAUGGCUCCUUAAAACUCUACCCUUUCCAGUGUUUCCUUGCCCACGACCAGGCCGUGCGCUCCCUGCAGUGGUGCAAAGCUAACAGUCAUUUCCUGGUCUCUGCGGGGAGUGACCGCAAAAUCAAAUUCUGGGACCUUCGACGACCUUACGAACCCAUAAACUCUAUCAAGCGCUUCUUGAGUACAGAGCUGGCCUGGCUGCUCCCCUACAAUGGUGUCACCGUGGCUCAGGACAACUGCUACGCCUCUUAUGGACUCUGUGGAAUCCAUUAUAUUGAUGCUGGUUACCUUGGUUUCAAGGCCUAUUUCACUGCUCCUCGAAAAGGCACUGUCUGGAGUCUUUCAGGAUCCGACUGGCUUGGGACCAUAGCCGCAGGAGAUAUAUCCGGGGAGCUCAUUGCAGCCAUAUUGCCAGAUAUGGCACUGAACCCAAUAAAUGUCAAGCGACCUGUAGAGCGAAGAUUCCCUAUAUAUAAAGCAGAUCUGAUGCCAUAUCAGGACAGCCCUGAAGGUCGAAACCGUUCUGCUUCCUCGGAGGCCCCCAACCCUCCCAAGGCUCGAACUUACGCUGAAACUGUCAGCCAUCACUACUUGCUCUUUCAAGAUACGGAUUUGGGUUCCUUCCACGAUCUGCUCCACAGAGAGCCCAUGCAGCGCAUGCAGGAAGGGGAGGGGCACUCGCAGCUCUGCCUGGACAGGCUGCAGCUGGAGGCGAUUCACAAGGUCCGCUUCAGCCCAAACCUGGACUCCUAUGGAUGGCUGGUAUCUGGGGGCCAGUCGGGGCUGGUUCGGAUCCAUUUUGUCCGUGGACUCACCUCACCACUGGGCCACCGUAUGCAGCUUGAAAGCCGAGCCCACUUCACCGCCAUGUUCCAGCCGUCCUCCCCUAUUAAAGGGCCCGGCUUCCCUCCAACUAGCCAUCGCCUUCUGCCCGGUCCCUAGUCGUGGUCCACACAGGACCUUUGGAAUGAAGUCUGCCAGGAACAAAUGGCCCCCACCCACAGGGCCAUAGGAACUGGGGUCUUCCUGGGUAGUGACGCUGCCACACCUGGACCUUUAGACCUGCCUUGCCAGGACUCCUUAGAUACCUCUCCUUCCACAGACUCUGUCUUCACAGGCCCCUGCGGGCAGGGGGGCUCUCCCUCCACAAACUCUCAAGGCUCCUCCACCUAAAACUAUGGCUCAUGAGAAACACUCAGGCCUGACCUAGGCUUGGGAGUCAAAUUGCUCAUAUUGAGCAUAUUGUGAAGUGGGUAAAGCUGAGUAAAGGUACUGGGUGUUUUUGAGACCACAUGCGAGUGGGUGUUUGGAGAACUGGAAAGGGUAUCUAUAUGAAGGCUCCUGUCUGACUAUAUUUCAGGAUCCAGUAUUACUGCCUUCUCAACUUCCUCUUCAAAGUAACUGACACACAGGCCCAUGAGGGGUGACAGUAAUUUAUUGGAUUGAAGUGGCUUAUAGUACUUCUUUAACUGAGGAACUCCACAAACGCCCCACCAGUAGAACAGUGGCUCAGAUCUUACUUGCUCCUGCUUAUGAAAUACCCCCAAUCACUGGUCGUCUGACCUUACUCCAGCACUCCUAGGCAGUCAUGUUUUAAAAAAAACCUUCCUUUAUAUCAAGUCAAAGAGUAUACUUCUAUACAUUUCACUAUGGUUAUUAGGAAAUCUAGUCAUUCUUCCCUGUGAUCGCCCUUUUAAAUAUUUAAAAAUAGCUAUCAUGUGUUUCCCAAGUCUUUUCUCUAGAUUAAAUAUCUUCAGUUACUUUAACCAUUCUUCACACGUCA